AUGGUGGCAAAAACAUUCUCAAUCCUGUCCGGUGUCAGUGGAUCGUUCGAAGAAGCGGUCUACGGAUGUCUGUCUCUAGCCUGUAUUGUACAGACCGAUGGACUUCAAGCUGCUGAUCGGCUCCGCAAAAGAUGCGAAAGUGUUGAUGAGGGGUUGAUCGGCAGUGAACAGGGAAGACGCGAUGAUCGAGAUUAUUGCAAGCAUUCCGAAAUCGUUGCACGAUUUCCGGUUGUAACGUGCGAGUCAGCCUGUGCUGUGAUUGCCACAACUGGCUCUCGACUUCGAGUUGCCAUGGAGAAGAGAGCGCAGUUAAUGAAGCUGGCUUUGGGAGUGGGUACCGCUGGAAGUUGCAUUUCGUCGGCAUUGCCGCGUCAUGCCUCACCGCCACAUGAGCAUGCAACUACCAGGUGA
This is a messenger RNA of Peronospora matthiolae, 411 nucleotides long. The record is from the annotation of a GenBank genome assembly. Lineage: Eukaryota; Oomycota; Peronosporomycetes; Peronosporales; Peronosporaceae.